Molecule: messenger RNA, 1368 nt
Organism: Linderina pennispora
Lineage: Eukaryota; Fungi; Kickxellomycota; Kickxellomycetes; Kickxellales; Kickxellaceae
Product: general substrate transporter
Exons: 1
Biological process (GO): monosaccharide transmembrane transport
Cellular component (GO): membrane
Molecular function (GO): hexose transmembrane transporter activity
Source: RefSeq, a predicted model, not a curated record
CAGGUGUUCUGCUCAAUGAUGGCUGCCCUGGGCAGUGUCAACUUUGGCUGGAACAUUGGUGUCAUCAACAUUCCCGGCGACGUUAUCUCCAACUGCGUGACCGGCGAGAGGCACUACUACGGCCCCUUCCCCUCGUGUAUCCCGACCGAGUCUACCAUCUGGGGCGUGGCUGUCGGCUGCUUUGCACUGGGAGCGCUUGUUGGAACCGUCGCCGGUAACCCUAUCUCCGACAAGUUUGGUCGCAAGUUUGUGCUCACCUGGGGCCCUCUGUUUGCGCUGGUUGGCGGCCUUCUCCUGGCAACCACAACAACGCUGGCGCAGCUCAUUAUUGGCCGUCUGUUCGUCGGUUUCGCUGCUGGUUUCUGCAACGGUGCCCUGUCGGUCUAUGUCGGCGAGAUCACCACCCCCAAGGCCCGUGAUGUGCUCGGCGGGACUCUCCAGCUGGCCACCAACGUCGGUAUUCUGCUAGCCAAUGUGCUGUCGCUGGGUCUGUCAAAGCCGCCGCUCUGGCGCGUUCUCUUCAGCUUCACAGGAAUCUUCGGUAUCGCCACCACCCUGCUGUUCCCCAUCUGUGUCGAGUCGCCCAAGUGGCUCGUCUCCCGCGGCCGCGUCGAGGAGGCCCGUGCUGCCCUGCUGAAGCUGCGCAAGGAUGCUGACAUCGAGCAGGAGCUCCAGGAGAUGGUCGAUGACGAUGCCAAGGAGAAGGCGCGCGCCACCGAGGUCCCCAAGGUCAAUGUCAUGGAUCUCAUCCUCGGCCGCACCCCCGAUAACCUCCGCCAUCAGUUUGUCGUUGUCUGCAUGCUCAUGUUCUUCCAGCAGCUGUCUGGUAUCAACGCUGUCAUUUUCUACUCGACCCAGAUCUUCAACCGCACCACCAAGGACGAUCCGGCAAACAUCCCAACGCUUGCUCAGAUCCUGUCGUGCGUCAUUUCGAUCGUUGCUGCCAUCUUCACCUUUGUUGGCAUGCUUCUUGGCGCUCGCUUCGGCCGCCGUACCCUGAUGCUGCUGUCGCACGGCACCAUGGCUCUCUUCUCGAUGCUGAUGGCUGUCGGCUCCAUCAAGGGCAUUGACGGCCUUGUCAUCACCAUGGUCUUCCUGUACAACGUGUUCUUCAACUUUGGUGUCGGCCCGCUGCCGUGGGCGGCGGCAUCUGAGAUGACCCCGGCCUACGCCAUGUCGGCCAUGGCUGCUGUUGGCGGUGCCGUCAACUACGCCUUUACCUUCGCCAUCGGAGUGUUUUUCCCGCCAAUGCAGGAGGGCCUGGGCGACUACACCUUCUUCUUCUUCAUGGGCUUCAACAUUGCCGCCUUCAUCUUCUGCUUCUUCUUCCUGCCUGAGACCAAGGGGCUCAAGGUUGAGGAUGUCGUU